UUUAUUCUGAAGGGUGAAAUCGAUGACAUUCAAGUUCCGCUAACUUGACACAGUCAAAAUAAGUUUCAGUCGACGUUUUCACCGAAAUAGCAAAAGGUUUGUGUUGGAGUUGGACUAUUCAAUACGUACUCUUGACCAAGGUUCCAAAUCAGAGCCUCCCAAGACACUCGCUCCUGAUCAACCGGCAGGCUGACCGCUUCCAUGGCCAGCAAUGAUUCACAGCAGCAGUGCUGUUAAGGCUGUCAACUGACAAACUGUCUUUGUCGUUAGUUUAAACACAUCUGUUCCCAACAGACACACAAGGUCCUCCUCUUCAACCAUCAAUCUUGCAAACACCAUGUCCCAUCAUCUGUACAACACCAAUGCCUUUGGGAACCAAAGGUCCACCCAGGAGCAGUACAGAUUUUCAAGGCUAGAGGUGGAUGAGGACCCUCAAAGACCACCUUAUCUCACUGAAUCUAGUUCUCGCCUUGACUUUUCUAGAGGUUCUGUAAGGACUUCAGACUCCCAGGGAAUGCACCCAUCAUUCCCAUCUCAGUCUGUAUCCUACAGACCUGAACAAAGUAGGUCUACAUUUCACCAGGUUACAGAGGGAGACAUAGACCUGUGUGUGAACAGACAUAGAGAGGAGAUGAAUGUGCAGCCAAGGGGCCAGGAUGUUCCUUUAACCAGGACUCACAGGGAUGCAUUUCUUUCUCCUGACGUGGAGAAGAUUUACCCAGUGACUUCAGACUGUACAUAUGACAGACAUUUGGAUAGAUACCAAGAUACAAAAAGUAGCAGUAGCUCCUUGGAUUGGUUGGAGGACGUCAAACGGGCUACUGCUGAUCCAACAUUUACACAGGAUUCAUCAUCAGAUUCAUUGAAAUAUGCUGUUGAUACUGACAGAAGGAAAUUGUACAGUGAACAAGAAAGCCACAUUUCACAUCCAAGGCAACAAGAUCAUUUCUUCGCAAAUGAGCAGCCAACUCCUCCCAAGAUCAGUCAGUCUAGAUAUAGUCCUGAAUUUGCUUCUAAAAUCCUUUUAAAGUUUGGAAUUGCAAAAGAAGACUUGGAUUACCUUAUUGCAUAUCCUGAAGAUCAGAUAACUCCUGACAACAUUCCUUUUCUCUUGCGUCAGAUCCGUGCUGAGAAGGCCAAGAGGACUACUCGUGCAGUUGAUUCAGCAAUAUCUAAAGAAUCUAAAAUUUAUCAGCCAACCACAGUGAUAGAUUAUGGACAUUCUAAGAAAUAUGCUGAAGAUCUUGUGGAUGAGACUCUAAAGACCACUUACACUAGAUUUCACAGUGGUACUAGUAUGGUGAUGAUGGACACGACUGUUCGUAACAACAUGAACCAACUCGUGGUAGAAAAUGUGGAAGCUGUCAAAUCUUACCGAACAAGUCAAACUAGUACUGUGACUAUUCCCAACAUUUCUUCCAGUUCUAAGUUGCCCUCUCUGCCUCCACCAAGUCAUGAGCCACUCAAUCGUUUUGGUGCCCAAGCAAUCCAAACUUCCCAAAUUAUCCCAGGCUCCAUCACUCAACCCAAGAAAGAGGCAGAAGGCAGAGUUCACUCAGCUGAAACAUUCAAACAGUCCAACUUUGUGUCUCCUGGUGGUCAGUUGAGUCAAUAUGGCUCCAUGAUGUCUGACAGUAAUUGUGGCAAAGACAUUAAACAUCAGGGUCAGACUCAAGCAACAGGGCCAACGGCUGGUCAACAGAUGAAAGUCCAGCAGACUCAGAAGCCGGAGAUGACCCAGAUGGGACAGACACGACGAUAUCUUACUUUAUUUGACAGGGAACCUGUGUCAUCUGCUUCUCGUGUUGCUCCCGUCGCAAAUACUACAGGUGUCGCUCAACAUCCCUGGUUACGUGCUGCCACUCCAGCAGUUCCCCGGGCUGCACAACAACCCAGUCCAAGUGUUCGGGACACUGUGACAGUGCCACCUACCGUCGAUGUGCCACAGCCUAAAGUCAAGUUGUUCUUUAGAGCAUCAGUGUCGAGUGAUGAUUCUACGGCCGCACCCAAACGAUUUCCACACAGCUGUUUAUUGUGUAAAACAGACUGUUUCAGUCUGAAGGAUUGGCUCAGCCACCAGAAUUCCAGUCAACAUCGGCAGAACAGCAGACUACAUCAGCAAACUCUUACAAAAAUUAUUCACCAGAGCUCACAAAAAAGUGUGUCCACAAUUUCUGAGGAAGGCCACAAUCAGGACAAAAAUAACAGUGUGUCUCUUUCAAGCUCUGCCAUCGCACCGCAUCUUCAGAGUGAUGAAAGCAAGAAUCAGAGCAAAAAAUUGCCACAGAAGUCCAUAUUCAAGCGCAGGUCCAGAUCGCAUUCUUGCUCCCCAAGGAAUGACUCUUCCAGUCAUUCGUGCUCAAAGAGCCAAAAGAAACGAUCUCGAAAAUCACGUUCCAGGAGCCGUGAGAGACGUUCAUCACGAGGAAGAAGUCCUGACACAAGAGGUAGACGAUCACGUUCAAGGAGCCGUGAGAGACGUUCUUCACGAGGAAGAAGUCCUGACACAAGAGGUAGACGAUCACGUUCAAGGAGUCGUGAGAGACGUUCUUCACGAGGAAGAAGUCCUGGCACAAGAGCUAGACGAUCACGUUCAAGGAGUCGGGAGAGACGUUCUUCACGAGGACUAGGUCAUGAAACAAGAGCAAGACGAUCACGUUCAAGGAGUCGUGAGAGACGUUCUUCACGAGGACGAAGUCAUGAAACGAGAGCAAGACGAUCACGUUCAAGAAGCCGUGAGAGAAGGUCACGUAGGUCACGUUCAAGGAGCCAUGAGAGAGGCUCUUUACAAAAAAAUGAGAGAAAAUCCCAACGGUCGCGUUCAAGGAGCUCUGAGGAACAGAGUACAUCUUUUCAAGGGAGCUGUCAUAAGAGAACAUGGCCUCAGAAGAAGAAGAGAUCCGGACAGGAACUGAGCAGUGUAGAGACCCUCGCUAAGAAACUUCUGAAGACAUCAGCUGCCCAAUCGCUGUCAAAUACGUCUGACCUGGAUGAUGUGGUUAAAACUCUGGCUCCAGUUUUACUGGCUGAACUGAGUAAGAUGAAGCCCUCCUCAUCACCUGGCUCCUCUGCUACAGCAGAGAAAAAGAAGGCAACUGCACCGUCCUCAAACAAGGAAGCUGUGAAGAAUGAGACUAAGAAAAGUAACUCGUCAACGACUGAGUGCUCAGAAAAUACACAAUCUGUUCAAACUGAAGCUCAGGACCCUCAAACCUCCAAAGAAUCAGCAAAGCCUGUCAAAGCUUCACCAGACGUCCCUCAAAAGAAGGAAGGAGGAAGCCCCACUGAAGAUGCUGUGGAAUCAAAUCACAAAGCCCAAUAUAUUAGAGGGGGUUACACCGUGUUUCAAACUUUGCCUCCAGUUUUACUGGCUACAGUGAAGCUCUCCUCAUCACCUGGCUCCUCCUGUGCUACAGCAAAGAAAAUAGAGGCAACUGCACAGUCCUCAGACAAGGAAGCUGUGAAGAAUGAGCCUGUGAAAAGUAACUCGUCAAAGACUGAGUGCACAGAAAAUACUGCUUCUGUUCCAACUGAAGUUCAGGACCCUCAAACUUCCAAAGAAUCAGGAAAGCCUGUCAAAGCCUCACCAAACGUCCCUCAAAGAAGGAAGGAGGAAGUCCCACUGACGCUGCUCUGGAAUCAAAUCAAAAGUUCCAUGCCCAAACAGUUUUCAGGUGUGAGUGGAAGCGUGGCGUGUAUCACCAAUUUACCAAAAUACUAUGAAGGCUGCUACACAGAGGAGGACAUUGCCACUAUCCUGAAGCCUUUUGGAUUUGAGCACAAACACAAUACCAUCUAUGUCUUACCUCACUUCUCCAUGGCCUAUUUCGUCAUGUCGUCAGCAACGGACAUGGACAUCCUGAUCGCAUUUUUCAAAGACUGCCCUCUAAUUUUUAAAAACUCUCAACUUGACGUGAACCUUGUGACGCCCACCAUAGACAUGUCACCGGUUUUCAUCCAGUUUGAAACUGCUCAAGAUGCUUGAUCGAUGGGUGUUUGGGCCAACCUCCUAAAGACUGCUCCCAGCUACAAAAUCUUCAGGAUGAAAGUGCCAAAAUCCUCGAGAAAAGAGUAUCUCGAUCCAAAGUUCCCUACAGUUAUGAUCACCGGGUUACCAGAAGGAAACUACAAACACGAGGACAUCGUCAAGUUAUUUUGGCCGUAUUUUACCAAACGGACUCUUCAUACCUUGUACUACAACGUGAUGGUGCUCGCACUACAGAAGAGGGCCUUUAUUUAUUUCCCUGAUUGGUUUACGUGCUGUAAAUUUAUCAACGCGCACAUUGAGAUCCCAUUCCAUUUUCAAAACAGGAAGCUCAAUGUGCACCCAAUCUUAGAGCCCAUGGAUCCUGAUCCCACUGAGCCGUUGUCAAACCCAGAUACCCUGGAGGAGCGUUUGUUGAGUGUGGCAAUCUCAGAGAUGAGACUGGACAUCGUCAUGUGUGUCAUGGAAGUUGUAACAUCUAUCGCACCCGUCGCCAGCUUUCUGCCGUUGGCCAACAGGAUCUGCAUUGAGAUGGCUGAUUCCCACAGCGUAACUCGGGUGUUGAGUCAAUACAAACAAUACAAACCUCCGCCUGGUGUCAUGAACCUGUGUUGUAUGAAGGGCUUAAAACGUCACUUUGAAAGGUACAGUGGUGACAGAAUCCAGCUUCACAACUUACCAACCAUUCAGGAUGAUGAUAACUAUGAAUCUCAACAACGUGAAGAUCUGGAGAAAACCACAGAGGAGGACGCAAAACAUUCUGAUGAAAAGCCAACAGGAGAUGAAGCUGAAAAUGUCAAAGUCUCUUGUUCACUUGAUGACCCAACAGGUGAACAGAUGGAUGACAACGUGCAACAAACAGGACCUCAGAACAGCACAAUGUCACAUGAGGAAUCCCAUCAGAUCUCAGACAGCGUCACUGAAAAAGCCAAAUGUGACCCAAAAGGUGACAGUGAAACAGAACUCGGACCUUCUUCACAAGUGCAAGAUUCUGUUCCUGAAGACCAAAUAACUAUCAGUGAAAAAGACAGUGACCUGGUUAAAGACGAUGAAGUCACAGGAAAGGCACUUUCUGAGGAAAAAGCUGAUGUUGAUACAUCUGACAUUAAUUCCACAACUGAAGAAGCAAACAAGUCUGAGGAUACAACAGAAGAACAGUCCUCACAAGAUCCUGUUACUGAAGACCAAAUAACUGUCAGUCAGAAAGACAGUAACCUAGUUAAAGAUAACAAAGUUACAUCUGAAGAAACAAACGAGUCUGAGGAUACAACAGAAGAACAGUCCUCACAAAAUCCCGUUAUUGAAGAUCAAAUAACCAUCAGUCAAAAAGACAGUAACCUGGUUAAAGAAUAUCAAGUUACAUCUGAAGAAACAGAGUGUGAGGAUACAGCAAAAUCACAAGAUUCCAAAGACAGAAGUUAUGACCAAGAAUCCCCAAAUGAAGAUGGGCAAAAGAGAAAAAGUACCAAGAAAGGUGGAGCAACUCUCAGAAGUGAGGAUGCACCAGAGAAGGGGAACAUCCCCGCGACCAGAGCAGCAUCCAGAUGUGAAGGCAAGUCACCAACCAAACAGGAGAGCGUAAUUAAGAAGUAUGCAACACGUCGAAAUAAGGACACCACUGGUGGAGCUCCAACAACUGACACGGAGCUCGUCAACAUCAGUGAGCAUACUGUGCCGCCUCCAGGUGAAGAUGAACCAGUUCCAGAUACUGUCACCAUAGAAGGUCCUGCAAGAAGGAGAAGUGCAAGAAGAAACAAAGAGGAAAAAUUGACUUUGACUCUCACAGAAGCUUCUAAUAAAAGAGACGGUAAUAAAGAAGGAACGUGUCAGACUGUAGAAUCCAUGAAUGUUCCAACUCGCAAAACCCGAUCUGGCCGUGAACGAACAGAAACGACAGCUAAGACAGAUGCUUCAACUGAGAACGUAAAAACAGUUGAAGAGGACACUCCAGCAACAACAGUACACACUGCCAGUGACUCACAGGAAAGAAACGAAGCAACACCAAAGGAAGGCAAUGAAGUAACUCAGCAAGUCACAGAAACAAAUAGUGACGUCAGCGUACCUGAGAUGGUUAAAGACCAAGGUCCUGCUCAAAUAUCAGACUGUUUGGAGGAUGAAGGAGUCAAAGAUGAUCCACCUGCCCCACGACGCAGGAGAGGAAGACCCAAGAAAAAUGUUAAAACAGCAAGUGAUGUGACUCCUACCGAUGAGAGAAAAGACGACGUGAGUCCAAACUGUGGUGAGCUAACAAAGAUCAGUGACUCCAUCACAGGACCACCCAAAAAUAAAGAGGACGAGGUGGAGACGGUGUGUCAGAUUGACAAAUCCGUAGAAGAUGAUCAUGAAGAGCUCACCAUGACAGAAGAGUCUGACAGGGCACAGGAUGAAUUUCUUAAAAAUGACCAGGACCAAUCAAAUAUCAGUGAAUCAAUCUCAGGAUCAUCCAAAAAUAAAGAACAGGAGGAGUCACUGUGCCAGACUGAGAGUUCCUUACAAGAUGAUCAUAAAGACUUUGCUGUGACAGAAGAGUCUGAUGGGGGGAGGAGGACAGAACAGUCAAACUAUAGAACUGUAGAAGAAGAGGAGUCAACAACUGUGGUGACGUGUGGUAUCACCACCACUGUUGAAGCAUCAGAAGACGUUACAGAGGAAACUCUGUGUCCAAGAUCAGAUUGUUUUGAUGGAAAACAGGGCGAUGAAGAUUCAGACACUGUGGAAGGGAAGAAGGGAAGUAUCCCAGAAAUAAACGACAAGUCCCAAAUGAGUGCCACAACACCUGAUGAGGUUAUGAAACAAACAUCACCCGAUAAUGAAAAAAUGGCAGGAGAAACAGAAGAGGUUGGGAUUCAAGAUGAAGUCGUAGUUGAUCAGCCUGGAGGCUAUGAAGAAGCUCCACCAGCAAGCAAAGAGUGCAGUGAGCUCACCAACCGAAAGAGUCCGGCUUUGGUCACAGAGGAGGAACGGCCACUGCAAACUACACUGGAGCCCCGCCCACUAAACCAGACGGAUAGUUUGGUGGACUCCUUCCACCCAGAGAUGAUGAGUGUGAACUUUGCAGAGGAAGUGGCACCAGAUCAGGAAGAAGUGACGACCAGAGUAAAAGGAAGAACCAAGAAGAGAACCAGACCGACUCCUGUAAAAAAAUCCACCAAGAAGAAAAAAGUGAGCACACAAGAUGAGAGAGAUAUGGAAGAAACAGAACCACCUGGUUCUGAUGGACCAGCUCCUACUUCAACCAGUACUGAAUCCUCACUGGACAAGGACCCAUUGUUGCUGAGUGACACCCAGCAAGAGAUCCAGAAAACUGAUACAAAGGUGGUCAGAGGAAACCAAGCAGAUGUGGAGGCCCCGUUGUCAUUGGAAGGAAAUGCUUCUGUGGAUUUGAGUGACACCCAGCCAGAAACCCAGAAAACUGAGGAAUUGUUGGGAGAAGGAAGCCAAAGCGACCAUGAUGUCUCCUCAUUGGACAGAUGUCCAUCAAUGGUAUGUGGUCACAUCCAGGCAGAUACUGAGAAAAUAAUAGAGGAAGAAGAAGGAAGCCAACCUGACCACAAUGCUCCAUUGACUGAGCAGGAGCUGCAGCUUGAGGAGGCCAAGAACCAGAACCUGGACGGAGAAGAGGAGGAUGGACAAACCAGAAUGGUUAAUGAAGAGGAGCGUUUGAGUCCUGUGACAGUGGAGGAGGCGGCUGAAGAAGAGGAGCCAGUCGCACCAAGAGGUCGAUCCGAAAAUCUACAGAAAGAAAAACGUGAGCGAGAACGAGAAGAAAACACACCAGAUAUCACAGACGUGUCGCCUCCAUCUUUACUCGAUGCUUCGUCUUCAUUGGAGUCAGAUCUCCAGGAGACUGGACCAGUGGUUGAAGAAGUGAGACGAGAGGACCUCAGCGCCUCGUCUUCUUCAACGACACAUCUGUCGGUGCUUCUGAGUGAUGUCCAGGCAGACCGCCAGGAGCUAAAUGCUGAGGUGGAAGACGGAGGUCGACCUGAUGCCUCCUGUGCCAAGCCGGAGCCAGAGAACCAGAAGCUACUGGAGGAGGAAGGAGAAGCAGACACGGUUGUGGAAGCUGUGUGUAAACAGGAGGAGGAGUUUGAACCUGCAGCCAAGCGACCUCGUUCCCGGUCCCCUUGUGAAUUUAAACUGCCACCUUACCAACCCGACAACCCACUGGGCGAGGAGUUCCUUGUUCCUACAUUAGGGCUUUUCUGCAAAGUCUGCUCUGUUUUCUGCAUGAACGAGAGCGCGGCCAUACAAAGUCACUGCAGCAGCCAGACGCACCACAGCAACCUCCAGAUUGAUACACUGGAAAAUGUUGGUAUUCUUGAAAUGUACUUCUGCAUCUACCACACCAGCGGCAAACGGUUAACGGCAUUACCAGAAAGAAAAUCCCUGAAGCUAAGAUCGCGCUUUUAUUGUGAAAACUGCAAAGCUGCCUCUUCAAACACAGAAAUCGCACUCUGUGCAUCAACGCCGUCGACAUUAAUUCCCCAUACCGACCUCCUUCCUUUACCGCUGGAUCCUUUUGAGGUCUUCAGCUUUUUAAACAUUGUGAGGACCAUGGCUCAACCGCUGUAUCACCCCUGUACCUCCAGGAAUAAAAAGCCAACUGAGGGGCAGGAUGGAUUCACGAGGUUACAGGCAGAAGAGAUCCCUCAAGCGGCGUCUCUUCACCUUGGCUCUCAGACUUGCCUCAACUCCACUGGAGCUUCUUCUGGGCUGUCCACCACUGGAGGACUGUUCCAUUCUUUAGUGAAUCAUUUGGUGACCACAUCUGGUGAGACCAGUUCCACAGUUGACAAGGGAACAGACACAUCAGCUAUAGAAGAUGAGAGUCCACAGGUGGGAAAGUGUCUCAACCUCUCCAGCCUAGUCUUAGCUAGUUCCACUACCAGUACAGAUAACAUUGUCAUCGGCAAACAUAGUCCUUGGAGACACUUGUCUGACUGCGUCCUUCAGCUUGUCUAUCACCAUCGCAAACAAGGAAUGGUGUUUGUAUCUAAAGAGGCCAAGCCUUUCAUGCAUUGUCUCCCCUCUGGUUUCCCUGCAACCUGGUCAGAAAGCCACACGGAGAUCUUAUAUUCAUCCCGCUCACCUAGUCCUGAAAACAUCCAUGUUCCUCGUCAUAUGGAGGAGCAAUCCACUAGUCGGAAAUCUAAUAGUCGGUCUCAGUCAAGGAUACAAGCAGUCAGGAGAGACUAUAUCAGAAAAGGAGACGCACAGAUAGCUCUCCGAGGAGGAGGAGCUGUGCCAGUAGCUCUCCGACGAGGAGGAGGAGCUGUGCCAGUAGCUCUCCGAGUAGCUCUCCGACGACGGGGAGACGCCAGAGCAGGUCGCCGGCAAGGGGGAGACGCCGGGGCAGGUCGCUGGCAAGGGGGAGACGCCGGGGCAGGUCGCCGGCAAGGGGGAGAUGCCGGGGCAGGUCGCCGGCAAGGGGGAGACGCCGGGGCAGGUCGCCGGCAAGGGGGAGACGCCCGAGCAGAUCUACAACCUGACGUAGAUGCUGUGGUUGAAACGAUGACUCCUGCCUUGAUGUCAGAGCUAAUCAAAAUGACGGUCUUGUCCUCGUCCUCUUCUUCUCUCCCUGCAAAGAGAAAGAGAUCCUCUUCUAAAGUAAAGAAAAAGAAAUCAACCAAGUCAUCCACAAAACUAAAGUGGAACAGUAAGACGAGUUCCUCCUCGAAGAAGGUUGCUAAAUCCUCACAUCCAGCCCUGGUGAAGCUAAGGUGUGUUCCUGCUUCCCUCACUCAUGAGGAUUUGGUUGCAGCUGUACAGCCCUUUGCCAAAACCAAAUCAGUUCUGUUCUUCCAUUCCAAGCAAGAUGUUCAUCCAAGUUUACGAGUGGCGCAUGUGUAUUUCAACAGGAAAGCAGAUGCUCAGAAACUGAAGCGUAUCAAGAUUCUCACUAUUAAAGGAUAUCAGAUCCCCGUCAGCAAGAAGGUUGAAUGUUUGUCUGUUCCUGAUAACUAUUUUGGCAGCAUGCAGUGCACAGAAAAUACUGCUUCUGUUCCAACUGAAGUUCAGGACCCUCAAACUUCCAAAGAAUCAGGAAAGCCUGUCAAAGCCUCACCAAACGUCCCUCAAAAGAAGGAAGGAGGAAGUCCCACUGACGCUGCUCUGGAAUCAAAUCAAAAAGCUCCUGUGACAGCACCACAGAGAAAACAAAGUGAAGAAAGAAGCAAUGUGAAUGCAAAGUCUGCGGAAAAAAGUAAAAGUGAAAGUGCGGAAUCCGUCGCGUCUGCGCCAGCUGUGAAAAAAUCUCAGUCAUCUACAGCAGAAACUGAACGGGCAAAAACAGUGGACACGAGUCAGAUGCCUGCAACAACCCUGCAGUCUACAGGAAAAACAUUAGAUUUGCACAGUGUCAACAUUUCAUCUUCAGAAUUUUCAGGUGUGAGUGGAAGCGUGGCGUGUAUCACCAAUUUACCAAAAUACUAUGAAGGCUGCUACACAGAGGAGGACAUUGCCACUAUCCUGAAGCCUUUUGGAUUUGAGCACAAACACAAUACCAUCUAUGUCUUACCUCACUUCUCCAUGGCCUAUUUCGUCAUGUCGUCAGCAACGGACAUGGACAUCCUGAUCGCAUUUUUCAAAGACUGCCCUCUAAUUUUUAAAAACUCUCAACUUGACGUGAACCUUGUGACGCCCACCAUAGACAUGUCACCGUUGCAGUUUUAUACAUCAGUGAUAAAGAUGGGCAUGUGUUCCAUGGGUGAUGACGGCGUGAGCACUGUGUAUGUGAUGGACAUUUCCCCCAGUGAAAUUGAGCACCUCUCCGAAGCUGUGCUAAAUCUUGGUUUUGUCGUGAACUUCUCGCCGCUCCUCAAUAAGGUUUUCAUCCAGUUUGAAACUGCUCAAGAUGCUGAUCGGAUGGGUGUUUGGGCCAACCUCCUAAAGACUGCUCCCAGCUACAAAAUCUUCAGGAUGAAAGUGCCAAAAUCCUCGAAAAGAGUAUCUCCCCCAAUACUUCAGAUAAGGCUCUUCCAAAUGAUACCGAAGCCAUUGUGGAGCAACCGUACCACAGUCAACCAGGUUUCCUCCAAGGGUGCCACUGCUCCGUUUUGGAUCACACUCCGAACAAGUCCCUUUCUUAUUCCCGACGGUGUCGCCUUGGUUCAUCUUCCACGUUUUUAUCUUGAAUAUGAUUUUCAUCUUGUUAUUGUUGUUGUUGAGCGAUGCAAUUGUUUACAUAUGUCACUUUCAUUGUUGCUGUUUCAUCUUGCAGAUUUCUGGACAGUUACAAACGAGAAGAAACGCAUUGCGGAUCCAAAGUUCCCUACAGUUAUGAUCACCGGGUUACCAGAAGGAAACUACAAACACGAGGACAUCGUCAAGUUAUUUUGCCGAUUUUACCAACGGACUCUUCAUACCUUGUACUACAACGUGAUGGUGCUCGCACUACAGAAGAGGGCCUUUAUUUAUUUCCCUGAUUGGUUUACGUGCUGUAAAUUUAUCAACGCGCACAUUGAGAUCCCAUUCCAUUUUCAAAACAGGAAGCUCAAUGUGCACCCAAUCUUAGAGCCCAUGGAUCCUGAUCCCACUGAGGAAAUGAUGUACAAGUCUAUGAUGAAAUUGUCCUGCAUUCCGUUGUCAAACCCAGAUACCCUGGAGGAGCGUUUGUUGAGUGCAAUCUCAGAGAUGAGACUGGACAUCGUCAUGUGUGUCAUGGAAGUUGUAACAUCUAUCGCACCCGUCGCCAGCUUUCUGCCGUUGGCCAACAGGAUCUGCAUUGAGAUGGCUGAUUCCCACAGCGUAACUCGGGUGUUGAGUCAAUACAAACAAUACAAACCUCCGCCUGGUGUCAUGAACCUGUGUUGGAGUAAAGUUGGCCCUUUUUAUGAGGGCUUAAAACGUCACUUUGAAAGGUACAGUGGUGACAGAAUCCAGCUUCACAACUUACCAACCAUUCAGGAUGAUGAUAACUAUGAAUCUCAACAACGUGAAGAUCUGGAGAAAACCACAGAGGAGGACGCAAAACAUUCUGAUGAAAAGCCAACAGGAGAUGAAGCUGAAAAUGUCAAAGUCUCUUGUUCACUUGAUGACCCAACAGGUGAACAGAUGGAUGACAACGUGACAGUGAAACAGAACGCGGACCCUUCUUCACAAGUGCAAGAUUCUGUUCCUGAAGACCAAAUAACUAUCAGUGAAAAAGACAGUGACCUGGUUAAAGACGAUGAAGUCACAGGAAAGGCACUUUCUGAGGAAAAAGCUGAUGUUGAUACAUCUGACAUUAAUUCCACAACUGAAGAAGCAAACAAGUCUGAGGAUACAACAGAAGAACAGUCCUCACAAGAUCCUGUUACUGAAGACCAAAUAACUGUCAGUCAGAAAGACAUCAAAAAGACAGUAACCUGGUUAAAGAAGAUCAAGUUACAUCUGAAGAAACAGAGUGUGAGGAUACAGCAAAAUCACAAGAUUCCAAGACAGAAGUAUGACCAAGAAUCCCCAAAUGAAGAUGGGCAAAAGAGAAAAAGUACCAAGAAAGGUGGAGCAACUCUCAGAAGUGAGGAUGCACCAGAGAAGGGGAACAUCCCCGCGACCAGAGCAGCAUCCAGAUGUGAAGGCAAGUCACCAACCAAACAGGAGAGCGUAAUUAAGAAGUAUGCAACACGUCGAAAUAAGGACACCACUGGUGGAGCUCCAACAACUGACACGGAGCUCGUCAACAUCAGUGAGCAUACUGUGCCGCCUCCAGGUGAAGAUGAACCAGUUCCAGAUACUGUCACCAUAGAAGGUCCUGCAAGAAGGAGAAGUGCAAGAAGAAACAAAGAGGAAAAAUUGACUUUGACUCUCACAGAAGCUUCUAAUAAAAGAGACGGUAAUAAAGAAGGAACGUGUCAGACUGUAGAAUCCAUGAAUGUUCCAACUCGCAAAACCCGAUCUGGCCGUGAACGAACAGAAACGACAGCUAAGACAGAUGCUUCAACUGAGAACGAAGGCAAUGAAGUAACUCAGCAAGUCACAGAAACAAAUAGUGACGUCAGCGUACCUGAGAUGGUUAAAGACCAAGGUCCUGCUCAAAUAUCAGACUGUUUGGAGGAUGAAGGAGUCAAAGAUGAUCCACCUGCCCCACGACGCAGGAGAGGAAGACCCAAGAAAAAUGUUAAAGUGAGUAAAACUGACCAGACAAAAUCUAAUAAUGGCAGUGAUCCACCUGAAAAUGUUCAAUUUCUGGAGUCUGUCGAGCCCCAGACAGCAAGUGAUGUGACUCCUACCGAUGAGAGAAAAGACGACGUGAGUCCAAACUGUGGUGAGCUAACAAAGAUCAGUGACUCCAUCACAGGACCACCCAAAAAUAAGAGGACGAGGUGGAGACGGUGUGUCAGAUUGACAAAUCCGGACCAAUCAAAUAUCAGUGAAUCAAUCUCAGGAUCAUCCAAAAAUAAAGAACAGGAGGAGUCACUGUGCCAGACUGAGAGUUCCUUACAAGAUGAUCAUAAAGACUUUGCUGUGACAGAAGAGUCUGAUGGGGGGAGGAGGACAGAACAGUCAAACUAUAGAACUGUAGAAGAAGAGGAGUCAACAACUGUGGUGACACACUGUGGAAGGGAAGAAGGGAAGUAUCCAGAAAUAAACGACAAGUCCCAAAUGAGUGCCACAACACCUGAUGAGGUUAUGAAACAAACAUCACCCGAUAAUGAAAAAAUGGCAGGAGAAACAGAAGAGGUUGGGAUUCAAGAUGAAGUCGUAGUUGAUCAGCCUGGAGGCUAUGAAGAAGCUCCACCAGCAAGCAAAGAGUGCAGUGAGCUCACCAACCGAAAGAGUCCGGCUUUGGUCACAGAGGAGGAACGGCCACUGCAAACUACACUGGAGCCCCGCCCACUAAACCAGACGGAUAGUUUGGUGGACUCCUUCCACCCAGAGAUAUCCAUAACUUCAGAUGAAGUAACAACUGAGGCAGAAAAGGAAGCUGGAAAACACAAACAUGAGGAUGACGACACGGAUGAGAGUGUGAACUUUGCAGAGGAAGUGGCACCAGAUCAGGAAGAAGUGACGACCAGAGUAAAAGGAAGAACCAAGAAGAGAACCAGACCGACUCCUGUAAAAAAAUCCACCAAGAAGAAAAACUCCUACUUCAACAGUACUGAAUCCUCACUGGACAAGGACCCAUUGUUGCUGAGUGACACCCAGCAAGAGAUCCAGAAAACUGAUACAAAGGUGGUCAGAGGAAACCAAGCAGAUGUGGAGGCCCCGUUGUCAUUGGAAGGAAAUGCUUCUGUGGAUUUGAGUGACACCCAGCCAGAAACCCAGAAAACUGAGGAAUUGUUGGGAGAAGGAAGCCAAAGCGACCAUGAUGUCUCCUCAUUGGACAGAUGUCCAUCAAUGGUAUGUGGUCACAUCCAGGCAGAUACUGAGAAAAUAAUAGAGGAAGAAGAAGGAAGCCAACCUGACCACAAUGCUCCAUUGACUGAGCAGGAGCUGCAGCUUGAGGAGGCCAAGAACCAGAACCUGGACGGAGAAGAGGAGGAUGGACAAACCAGAAUGGUUAAUGAAGAGGAGCGUUUGAGUCCUGUGACAGUGGAGGAGGCGGCUGAAGAAGAGGAGCCAGUCGCACCAAGAGGUCGAGUCAAGAAGAGGAGCAGAUUAACUCCUGUCCGAAAAUCUACCAGAAAGAAAAACGUGAGCGAGAAACGAGAAGAAAACACACCAGAUAUCACAGACGUGUCGCCUCCAUCUUUACUCGAUGCUUCGUCUUCAUUGGAGUCAGAUCUCCAGGAGACUGGACCAGUGGUUGAAGAAGUGAGACGAGAGGACCUCAGCGCCUCGUCUUCUUCAACGACACAUCUGUCGGUGCUUCUGAGUGAUGUCCAGGCAGACCGCCAGGAGCUAAAUGCUGAGGUGGAAGACGGAGGUCGACCUGAUGCCUCCUGUGCCAAGCCGGAGCCAGAGAACCAGAAGCUACUGGAGGAGGAAGGAGAAGCAGACACGGUUGUGGAAGCUGUGUGUAAACAGGAGGAGGAGUUUGAACCUGCAGCCAAGCGACCUCGUUCCCGGUCCCCUUGUGAAUUUAAACUGCCACCUUACCAACCCGACAACCCACUGGGCGAGGAGUUCCUUGUUCCUACAUUAGGGCUUUUCUGCAAAGUCUGCUCUGUUUUCUGCAUGAACGAGAGCGCGGCCAUACAAAGUCACUGCAGCAGCCAGACGCACCACAGCAACCUCCAGAAACACUACCAGAACCUUCAGCAGACUGCACCCAAACCUUAGAGCUCUGAUUGAGAAUCAGCUCGUGUUCACUUUCCCGCAGUUUAACUGGAUGACCGCAUCAUUAGAAAAGUAUAAAAAUCAUAGAGAAAACAAAGUCAAGUUGUCUGUCUGUUCCUUUCAGUUUGUUGUGUCUGUAGAAGGAUGACUAUACAACCAGUCAUCAUCAAAUUAAAAAUAAAUAAAUAAAAUGCAGUUCUUA
This is a messenger RNA of Thalassophryne amazonica, 15389 nucleotides long. RefSeq lists its product as uncharacterized. NCBI's taxonomy places the organism in Eukaryota, Metazoa, Chordata, Actinopteri, Batrachoidiformes, Batrachoididae. Gene Ontology annotation, cellular component: nucleus. The record is from RefSeq and is a predicted model, not a curated record. Gene Ontology annotation, molecular function: zinc ion binding; nucleic acid binding.